Molecule: messenger RNA, 802 nt
Organism: Lactuca sativa (garden lettuce)
Lineage: Eukaryota; Viridiplantae; Streptophyta; Magnoliopsida; Asterales; Asteraceae
Product: thiosulfate sulfurtransferase 18
Molecular function (GO): catalytic activity
Source: RefSeq, a predicted model, not a curated record
GUCAAAAUCAACCCCAACGACUACGUGGGCGCACCAAGUAACCUAUCAAACUAUGUCUUCUUUAUGAAGUCGCUCUUAUGAUAUUUAAUACCUAAAACCCCCCAGUUCCAUCUCUGCAAAUUUAAUCGGUUUUCCAAAACCUUUCAAUCUCCACGACCACCCGCUAUGAACACUCAAACAAGUUUAGGAUCAGAGAUUCCAAACGCUCACAUCGUGAUAAAGCAAUGGUGGAUUCCAGUCAUCUAUCUUCUUCUUCUUCUUCUGUUCCAAUCGUGUAGCGCAGAAUCAGAGAUCGUCACCAUUGAUGUUCACAGAGCGAACUCUCUUCUCAACAAUGACAACUACCGUUAUCUUGACGUCAGGACUUCGGAGGAGUUCAUGAAAGGUCAUAUCCACGUCGAUGAUGCUCUUAAUAUUCCUUAUAUGUUUAAUACCCCUCAGGGUAGAGUGAAGAAUGUCAAUUUCUCGGAACAAGUACUCCAUUUGUGUAAAAAGGAUGAUCAUCUUGUUGUGGGUUGUCAAUCCGGCGUUCGUUCUGUUUAUGCAACAACCAUUCUACUUGAUGCGGGAUUCAAACAUGUAUAUAACAUGGGAGGGGGAUAUCUUGCGUGGGUAGAGAAUGGUCUACCUGUGGCUGUGGUGACACCCAAAGUGGAGCUCUAAGUCCUUUUGCAUGAUGAUACAAAGUGUUAUUGUAUAAAAAUGUAAAUAUCGUAACAUGAUUGUAUUCGAUUUGAUUAUUUUGGUUAUGUUAUGAAGAAUAUAUUUAUGAGAAAAUGACAAAAAUAGCCAAUUACACUAA